This is a messenger RNA of Psilocybe cubensis, 4170 nucleotides long. RefSeq lists its product as uncharacterized. The coding region runs from base 1 to 4170 and encodes 1389 amino acids. Lineage: Eukaryota; Fungi; Basidiomycota; Agaricomycetes; Agaricales; Agrocybaceae. Gene Ontology annotation, biological process: tRNA processing; mRNA destabilization. Gene Ontology annotation, molecular function: ligase activity, forming carbon-nitrogen bonds; ATP binding; N6-methyladenosine-containing RNA reader activity. The record is from RefSeq and is a predicted model, not a curated record. Gene Ontology annotation, cellular component: cytoplasm. The transcript is spliced from 12 exons.
AUGUCCGCAGCUUCUAACCAUCCUAUUCCCCCGGAUCCCUCUUCCCCAACCACUGGGGCUGUCCGACGCCACCACACCAUCUCAGCUCAUUCGCGAAGCGCUCGUGCCAGUGCGAAGGAAGUCAUCUCGGAGGAGACCCAGGAACAGCAGCAUGCCAUUUGGAACGAUGACGAGGUUGUCGACCAGGAUUGGGUUGGAGGCGUUGGGGCAGUCGGAGAAAAGACUUCACUUCACCGACAGAGCUCUCUUCCAACCCGUUAUCAUCGCGGGUUUCAAAACCAGGCAGGCAAGUCAGGAAACACGGCCCCUAAAACGAUUAAUAGUCUUGCCGCUAUCACUGGCAAUGAAGGCGAUGAAGAAGUGUGGAGAAUUGGCGAUUAUGGCCCAGAGGAAGACGACCACUCCUCCACAGAACAACGUCCACAACACCAGCAGAUUAUCGACGUCCAGGCCCAAGCACAGUCAAAUAGCUCACCUCUUUCUUCUCAUUUCACUAAUAAUCCGUCGCCACCACCAGCCGAAUCUGGUGUUAGACGUCACGUUUCCAUCACAUACGGAGCAGUUGCUAGCAAUGCUCGUAAAACUUCCACAGGUUUAAGACGAUCCGGAACUUUGCAAGCCAGUCUACCUGCUCAUUCGCAAAACUCAACUCCACCAGAGCCAGCUGAACAAACGGAAGACGAGGAAUACGUCUACGAACAGGAAGAUCAAUCCGCCUACGAUGAGGACUAUUAUGCUAGGUCGCAGCAGCAACAGCAACAGCAACAACAACAACAACAACAACAGCAGCAGCAGCAGCAGCAGCAGCAAUACCAGCAAUAUAAUAACACACAAGUCGGCCGAACUUCUCCCUGGUCAUCUGCAAAUGAAUGGAGACAAGGGGCGUAUGGUAGCAAUGGAAAUGCUGCCAUUGACGAUGUUCAACGUGCCCUAUCUGCUCUCGAACUAGCCAGUAGCCAAAGCAAUAAUUCCGUUGGGUAUGGUAGCUAUCAGCAAACAUCUCAAGGUGCCAAUGCACCACCGCGGUUCAAUUCUGGGCAAUCCGCUCCGCUACACCACCAGUCGACUGGGUCUCGUGGAAGCAACGGUGGCAACGGCAACAAUGGAAAUGGAAACAAGAUUCAAAUGGGCAACGAAUUUGAUGGUCGAAAGACCCCUCUAUCGCAACCUCAACGCGGAGGAUUUGGCCAACAUCAAUCAGGCCAAAGGGAGGGAGAAAGUCUCCGUGGACGGGCAUCUAAUCCCAACCUCCAAUACGGAUAUCAGCAAGGAGGUUCGGGGCAUGUCAAAAGUAACAGCUCAGGCAGCAAUGCUACCCCUGGAUCGUCUGGAAUCGUGCCGAGCGUACCACCUAUUCCGCAACAGUACCUUCAGCAAGGACAAGGAAAUCGGCCUGGGCUUGGGGUAGCGACCACCUUCGCUUCAUCUUCCACUGGCCCGUCUGCCGUUCCUACAGGCCAAACACCUGUUCAACCUUUCGUCAAUACCCCGAUUGAUGUGCCUACAUUGAUCGCUACGAAAGGCUAUAAUCCAGCUCAAUUCGACACUCGCCCACAAUUUGCACGAUAUUUCGUCAUCAAAUCAUAUACUGAAGACGAUGUACAUAAAUCUCUGAAGUAUGAAAUUUGGAGUUCCACCGACCCUGGAAAUAAGCGACUUGAUAAAGCUUUUAAAGAUACGGCUGGCCGAGGUCCUAUCUAUCUAUUUUUUAGUGUCAAUGCGAGUGGUCACUUCUGCGGAAUGGCCGAAAUGUUAACACCGGUGGAUUAUACAAGGAGCAGCACAGUAUGGGCCUCUGAUAAGUGGAAAGGAGUGUUUAAAGUACGAUGGAUUUUUGUUCGCGAUAUUCCCAACCUGAAUCUGAGGCACAUCAAGUUGAACAACACGCAGGAACGAAAGCCUGUAACUAAUUCACGAGACACUCAAGAGUUGCUUCCUGAUGCCGGGCAAGAAAUGUUGAGAAUUUUCCACACACACCCUGCCCGAACUUCUUUGCUGCAGGACUUCGCAUUUUACGAGCUCCAAGCUAUGCAAAAAAUGCAGGCCACUGGAGGGGCUACUUCUCCAUCUCCACCAUCCUUGCAUUCACCUCAAUUGCCGUCGACCAUUGUCCCCAAUACCAGUGCUAAUUAUAACCCUAACAACUACCCUGUGCAGCAAAUGACGCCAAUGAUGCAGAUGGGUAUGGGGAUGAACAUCGGUCUUGGUAAUACGGGUCAAUUCGGAGGCGGUCAGCAAGGUUUACACCAUCAGUCCCAGGCCAUGCAUCAGAGCGUCAUGAGGCAUCCUAGUCCAGCUCCGGGACAAGCAGUCCAGCAAGGAGGCAACCAAGGUUACAACCUCGUGUAUCGUUUUCUUCCUUUCUUCACACCGCAUCUGUGCAACGUGCCGGAUCGCAUUCAGGCCAAAGAGGUCAGAAUCUGGGUGAAACACCUCGACACAUCUGGCAACUUGUUCCCCAUAGAAUUUCUAAACUACAUCGGCGUAAUGGCUGCCCGCAUAAUACACCCAAUAUCUGCCCUGGAGUUUGCGCAUAUGGUACGGAAAUGCAUGCCUCCUGUAGGCUGGUCAGAUACCAUCGGUGGGAGCAUUGCGAACUCUGGCGGACCUGAUUCAACUUGCCUGAUGUUUCUCUUCAACAGACUUAUCAAUGAUACAAAAACAAUGAAUGCAGAUGAAUCUCUUCCCAAAAAUAUCGUUUCUCUUACGAUAGACCACGACCUACAAGCAAGCUCUGCUGAUAUGGCUACUCAUGCGUCCAGGAUAGCCCAAAGCCUUGGUGUGCGGCAUAUUACGAAAAAGUUAGAUUGGAAAAGAAGCAGGCCCGGGCCAGGGGAUUCGAUAGAAGAACUAGCACGAGACAAGCGUUAUGAUACAUUGCUGGACUUGAUCAUUGCCUGCAAUGCCAAUUCUUUGGCAAUGGGACAUCAUUGCGACGAUCAAGUAGAAACCAUGCUUAUGCGCCUUGGGCGAAGUUCCACCAAAGUCGGACUUGGUGGAAUGCGUCCCUGCCGUAGAUGGGGAAUGGGCAAUGAAAUUAAGGGAGUACCCAACAGACAGCUGCAGGUGGAACAGAUGAGAAGGUGGAUUGUGAGACCCCUCUUGUCUGUCGGCAAAGAUCGAAUUCUUGCUACAUGCGAAGAAAACAAACUUGAAUAUGUGUCUGAUCCAACCAACUUUCAACCACAGUUGACCAUCCGAAAUGCUAUCCGGCACGUCAUAAGCAAUGAGGUCCGGGAUGACUUGGACUAUCCCAGCUUCCCUCAUAUCAUUAAUUUGCAAUUGAAGCAAAUCAAUGCAACUGCUGCCAAAGAUUUCAACGGUGCCUUCGAUCUCACAUCAGGUAUUGAUCAUCUUAGGAAGGUCAGUAUGGACAUGAGUUCCGCCGUAGAAAAGAUGGACCUGCGUGUUAAUGAAAUGAUCCCAAAGUGUAGAAUUCCCUCAUCCCCCGGAACUUUUAUGAUAUCAGCGGAAGCUCUCAGCAAAAUUCCAUCGCCUGAUCUCCGCGAAGCUUUGUUAUAUCGUAUAGUACGAUACGUUUCGCCGGAACCUUGGGGGAGUCCCAAAGCCGAAUUGGGGAGAAGAAAAGUGGGUAUGCUUAGGCUAUGGGAACAUCUGUCUAGCUACAAGCAGCAUCUUUCGCGAAAUAACAGUUCGAUUUGCGUCGGGUCGGGAGUAUGGUGGCGAUUGGUGACGACAGUGAACGGGCGUCUGCGUAGCGAAGUUAGGAAUGUAGAUCCCUCCAACCUGGCAUGGAUUGCCCUUCGACAACCACCAAGUCGAUCAAUCAGAGUUCCAAACUAUGCUCGUUUCGACAUAACACGCACAGUGCUCGACACAAGGAACACUUGGCUAACACAAAGCAAGUCACCAUUAUCGGAAAUGGUAUUCGACAACCGUUUCUUGCUCCAGUUUUCCGUUGACAAAAUGCCAACAUCUCUUGUGAAACUAUUGGAACAAGGUGCGCUUCUUGUUGUCGAGCCCCGAGGAAUUUGGCGCAUUCCAGAAGUUAAGUUACACAAUGUAAACGGCCUAGCUCGGAAACUCGUACAUACUGAAGUUAAACAUGGACCGUUCUCUGUGGACUUGGAAUUGGGAUCGGAGACUUACAUCAAACUUGAUUCUGGCUGGAUCACUAUGGAAUAUUUCAGGCCAAUCUCUGCCAUAUGA